AUGAGUUUGCUAUUGUUCUUAGUGCUAGGCGCUUUCCUCUUGUCCUCUGUAAAAGCAGCAGAUAUUGGGGCAUUCAGAUUAAGAGUAUACACUCCAGGACGGUUUACAAAUGGAGCUCUAAAUUUUAACAAUUGGGGGUAUCAAUACCUUGAUGCAAGCUCAUCAAAUGGGCAGUUGUUUGCCGGUUAUGCAACCGUUACAAGUGUGACCACGUUUUUAGCUCCAGACGACGAAGGAUUCGUAUGGGGGUCAAGCUUGGGGGGAUACCCCGGAUUUUUGGGUAUAGGCGCAGGGGCAACAGCUUUCCAUCUAACGGGUAUUCCAGGAGAUGCUCUAAGUUGGUAUAUAGAAGACAAUAUUUUAAAAACUUCUUCACCAACUUACGUUUGCUCCCGGAACGAUGGAGAUGUGGUCGUCGGCAUCGAAGCGAACACAAGAUGGUUAGCCAUGCAUGAUACGUCCCAGUUGCCCCCUAAUUAUUAUUGCUUCCAAGCAGACUACGAAAUAGUCGCACUAUGGUACAUCCCUGACACCACAUCCACAUGGACCGGUACUGAGACUUCUACUACCACCGAUGAUGACGGAUCAGUCAUUGAGCUUGUUCCUACUCCAUUGCCUGACACCACAUCUACCUGGACUGGCACAUUUACUACGUUCACCACCGAUGAUGACGGAUCAGUCAUUGAGCUUGUUCCUACUCCAUUGCCUGACUCCACAUCCACCUGGACUGGUACUUACACCACGUUCACUACCGAUGAGGAUGGAAGUACUAUUGCUGUGGUACCAUCGUCUACUAUCGACUCUACAUCCACCUGGACUGGUACUUACACCACGUUCACUACCGAUGAGGAUGGAAGUACUAUUGCUGUGGUACCAUCGUCUACUAUCGACUCUACAUCCACCUGGACUGGUACUUACACCACGUUCACUACCGAUGAGGAUGGAAGUACUAUUGCUGUGGUACCAUCGUCUACUAUCGACUCCACAUCCACCUGGACUGGCACAUUUACUACGUUCACUACCGAUGAGGAUGGAAGCACCAUUGUCGUUGUGCCAUCGUCUACUAGUGACCACCACGACAAGCCCGGGGCCAGUGAAACCAUUUUGACAAAUGGUGGUAUUUCAACUACUGUUGUGACGGUGACCAGUUGUGACAUUGAAAAGUGCACCAAGACUACUGCUCUGACAGGUGUCACAGAGACAACUCUCACGACCGGAGGUACGACUACGGUUGUAACUACCUACUGUCCUUUGCCAACCGACAUUGUCACUGUGAAGACAACAAGCAUUAGUGGAAGUGAGGUUCUGCAAACAAUCUAUACGGCAAAACCUAGCAACGAUGUACCGGAUGUCCAAACUUUGACUGUUACAAUCACAAGAGAAGUGUGCGAUGCUUCUACCUGCACUCAAGCUACUAUUGUGACUGGAGAGAUUUUGAAGACUACCACUCUUGCAGAUACGCAUUCUACAACCGUGGUUCCAGUGUAUGUUCCGUUAGACACUGAUCAGCCGUUAGUUGAGCUGAGCACUCUCGAAACGGUAUUAAAGUCAUCCGAGUUCGCCAGUGGACCGGCCGUAACGGCUGGAUCAGCCCAGCAGCCAUCGUACCAAUCUGGUGGGGUAGCGGAAAGCAGUCUGACAGUUUCCGAGUUUGAGGCUCACAGUACAUCUGACACAGUCUCUCAACCUUCAACGAUUUCCCCGCAAACUGGAGAAGCAAAUGCCCUGAGAUGGUCAUCGUUCUUUGGAGCAGCUUUGGUUCCGCUGGUUAACGUGUUCUUCGUUUAG
Molecule: messenger RNA, 1788 nt
Organism: Komagataella phaffii GS115
Lineage: Eukaryota; Fungi; Ascomycota; Pichiomycetes; Pichiales; Pichiaceae
Exons: 1
Coding region: 1-1788 (595 amino acids)
Source: RefSeq, a predicted model, not a curated record